AUGUUCGGAUUUGGCAACCACGAAGACGCUCACAACCAGGUCUACGGAGGCCAAACACACCACUCCGAAUGGUCCCACGAACUGAUCGCUAGUGCCGCUGCUUUUGAAGCCAUGAAGUCCGUCGAAAGCGGCCGUCCCGAGGAUAAACACAAGCUGACGAAAGAAGUUUUUGCGGCCAUGGCGGGCGCCGAGGCCGACAAGUUGUUUGAGACCAGAGGAUUGGAUUUCUUGGACCGUGAGCGAGCGACUAUGCAGGCUAAGCAGGCAGCUGCAAAUCUCUAUGAUCAGAACUAUCAAUAA
This is a messenger RNA of Linnemannia hyalina, 300 nucleotides long. The record is from the annotation of a GenBank genome assembly. Lineage: Eukaryota; Fungi; Mortierellomycota; Mortierellomycetes; Mortierellales; Mortierellaceae.